This is a messenger RNA of Lachnellula hyalina, 2580 nucleotides long. RefSeq names its product Dynamin-A (gene dymA). Gene Ontology annotation, cellular component: membrane; cytoplasm; microtubule. The transcript is spliced from 5 exons. Gene Ontology annotation, molecular function: microtubule binding; GTP binding; GTPase activity. The record is from RefSeq and is a predicted model, not a curated record. NCBI's taxonomy places the organism in Eukaryota, Fungi, Ascomycota, Leotiomycetes, Helotiales, Lachnaceae. Bases 1 to 2580 code for a protein of 859 amino acids.
AUGUUCGGCUCUCAAAAAGUUUCUUCCAGGCGCAGCAGAGCACAAAGUGUUGCCAGUGAUGAUGAAUCACCAGACAGCCAGCUUCACAGGGAGAUGGACAGGGCUGAGGAAGAUGAAAACUUCGAGUCUAGCGAGGAAGAUAGCCGGCCUAUUUCCGACAGUAAUAUUAUUCUCAGUGAAGAUCCUUUCGGCAAUGAGGACAGCCAGAAAUUGUUCGAGUCAAUUGACAAACUUCGAAAGUGCGGUGCAGGUCAAGAUCUCGAUAUCCCCCAACUUGUCAUUGUCGGCAAGCAAUCUGCUGGAAAAUCAUCUUUGUUGCAAAGCUUAACGGAUAUUCCUUUCCCAGUCGGUAGCAGGCUUUGCACUCAAUUUGCUAUGCGAAUUGUUUCUCGACGUACUUCUCCAGGAAGCAAAGACAAGAUAUAUGCCUCGAUAGAAUCGGGCGAUAUUAACCCAUUUUCUAUCAGAGACGAUGACAGUCGUAUCAAAGAUUUUGGAAGACUGGUCUCGGACUUUACCCCUGAAACGUUUGAUGAUCUUAUUGAAGAUGCCAAAGAGGCUAUGGGAAUCACAUCAAAUGGUACCUCCGAAGAUAGAAACUAUUCUAGCAAAGUUUUGAAAAUUGAACUUUCUGGUCCUAAUCGUUCUCACUUUGGUAUUCUCGAUCUCCCUGGCGUUUUCAAUGCUGAAAUUGGUGGCGUUUCUCGACGAGAGAAAGAUGGUGUGACGAAGAUGGUGACUUCGUAUAUGAACAAGCCGGAGAACAUUAUUAUAUGUGUGGCCGAUGCAUCUGGCGAUAUUGCAAAUGAGAACAUCCUCCCAUUGGCAAGAGACAUUGAUAGCUCAAGGAUCGUUGGAGUGUUUACAAAAUGUGACAAAGCGGACCCUCCAGUCGAUAUUGUCAAUCAUGUAAAUAAUCCUGAUGCUAUUGGUGGAAAGCGCCGCAGAUGGUACGUGGUUCAAAAUCGACCAGCCAGAGCUGGUGUUGCUUACGACCGCGAGCAAGAGGAAGCUGCCCUUUUUAACCAAGACCCUUGGUUGGAUAUUCCAGAAGACCAACGGGGUACCGCCAUGUUGAAGAAGUACUUGGCAACUCUUCUUUGCAGACGUAUUCACGAUGCUUUUCCCGGAAUGCUCAAUAUGAUCACAAAGCUUCUCGAUGCUGAGAAACUUCGUCGAAAAGGCAUGGGAGAGCCACGGGUUGACCACCUCCACAAGCAAGAUUAUCUCGUGAACAUCGUGGAGAAAUACCGCACGCUGGCCCUUCAAGCAUUGAGGUCUCCGACAGACCUUGAGGAUGAUGACAUGAAACUUCGUGGAUUGGUCAAUGGCGAUAGGCUUGCUUUUGAGCGGGAUAUGAAAAAGAAGGGACAUCUUUACAAUUUCCUUGAAAUUGAGAAGCCCCAAAAGGUUUGCCAGCAUCUCGGCUACCUUCCUAGCGAUAAAUCGGAAGUCGAUAGCGAUGAAUCUGACCCCGAAUCCGCGCACAAGUCCUCGGAUCCUUUAUCUAACAUUUUCCGGCAAGACAACCUCUCUCCAUCAGUAAGUAACCCCGCCCAAUCAAUAACCCAGAACCUAACGAAACAGCCCUACCGCCCCCAAGGCGCAGCAAUUCGUCGCCGUGGGCUCUACACACCCUCUCAAUCUCCUUCUCAUCCCCGCGAGCAAAAGCCUACGCACACAAAAACUAAACGUAACCCCCUCUACGAUUUGAUCCGCGCUCAAAUUGAAACGGAUCGCGGCGAAGAGCUCCCCGGUAUGGUGAACCCCGCAAUUCUAAAGCCACUCGUGCGGAAACAGACCGGUAAAUGGCAGGCUUUGGGUGAUGAAUAUCUUCAGCGUCUCGUUACUAUGACCACGGAUGUUUCGUUGAAGAUACUCGAGAAAGCUUGCAUGAAUGCGGGGACUACCGAGAAGACCAGAGCGGGACUUCAAGAACGCAUCCUUACCCUCGCCGAAGACUCCCGGAAAGAAGUGCUGCAGAAAAUGCGUUCGCUGUGCGGAAAUCAAGACCCUCAAAAUAAGGACCCUCUAAAAAGCAAGCCUCUGCAAACCAAUACCGAUGAUUUCCUGGGCAAAGUCAGACAAGCGCAGAUGAUGCGCUUCAUCAACGCUCUACAGCGUUACAGAACAUCCAACCCAUCAUCAACUUUCGUCAGUAGCUUAAUAAAAAAUGGCUCUGCGCUUGCCACUGGACCAGAAAGUUAUGAGAACUGGGCAGUAGUUGAUGAGAACAGUAUCGGAAGUCUAUUCAACGAAAUCCAUUACGCGGGAGACCGGCGCGAGAACGUCGAAGAUGAGAUCCACGAUCUGCUAAAAGCGUACUAUGAAAUUGCACUCAGCAACUUCAUCUACGACGUCGGCAACAACAUCACCGAACCCUUCCUGCAAGACUCGUCUGGACCGCUUCUCGGUCUGUCAACGAAGUUUGUGCUUGGCUUGAAGGCGGAGGAGAUGGAUGUGCUGGGAGGUGAGGAUGAGGGCGUGAUUGUGGUUAGGAGGGAGGCGGAUGAUAAGAUUGGGAGGUUGGAGGUUGCAAUGCGGAUUGCGAGGAGUCCGUUGGGGGAUAUCGAGGUUUAG